Musca domestica (house fly) is the source of this 1699-nucleotide messenger RNA. RefSeq names its product protein TAPT1 homolog. Gene Ontology annotation, cellular component: ciliary basal body; endoplasmic reticulum membrane. The record is from RefSeq and is a predicted model, not a curated record. Gene Ontology annotation, biological process: positive regulation of cilium assembly; maintenance of protein localization in endoplasmic reticulum. The transcript has a single exon. Lineage: Eukaryota; Metazoa; Arthropoda; Insecta; Diptera; Muscidae. The annotation marks the transcript as partial.
UCGUCCUAUUUUUUGAAUUCCAUAUUUAAUGCAAAGCUCUCUCCUCCUUUUCAGGCCACCACACUAAAUGUAGCUGUCAAUUCGAACAACAAGGGCCUCCUGACCAUUAUGAUAUCCAACAAUUUCGUAGAGCUGAAAGGUUCCGUAUUCAAGAAAUUCGAUAAGAACAACCUCUUCCAGUUGACAUGCAGUGAUGUGCGCGAACGUUUCCAUCUCUCCGUCCUGCUGUUCAUUGUUAUGAUACAAACAAUGAAAGAAUUCGAUUGGAGUAUAACACAAUUCUGUGUAAUGUUACCCGAUUGUUUUUCAGUUUUAAUUACCGAAAUUCUUAUCGAUUGGAUCAAGCAUGCUUUCAUUACGAGAUUUAAUGAGUUACCAGAAUGCAUUUAUCGCGAGUAUACCACUAGCUUGGCAUAUGAUAUGACACAGACAAGGCAGAAGCAUGCAUUUUCCGAUCACUCAGAUUUGGUGGCACGGCGUAUGGGUUUUAUACCAUUCCCGCUGGCAGUGGUAUUGAUUAAGGCCAUCUAUUCGGCGGUGUCAUUUAAUAAUUUGGCGGCAUGGAUAUUAUUUUCGUUGGCUUAUCUAUUUGCCUUGGGUAUGAGAAUUGCUUUGACAAUUUGUGCCUUGGGUAAGGCAUGUAAAUUGAUGAAAGAACAUCAGGAUGAGAAAUGUAAUACAUCGACACCGAGUUCCAUGACAAAUGUGCCACCAGUGGGCGCCACAACGAAGCCGGGGUCGGCAAGUUUGGUGGGCUCAUCGGUUUUGGCAUCAUCUUCACCAAUUCUAAAUCGUCAUCGUACAGAUGUGGCCACAUCCCCCACACAUCCUUCUUCACAUAGUAGUGUUGCGGGUUCGGGCGGUGGAGGAAGUGUUAGUGCCGGAGUAGCUGGAAGUGGAAAUAAUUCUGGAAGUAGCUUUAAUUUCCCCUUACAAAGAUCCAUUACGACUGAUUUAUCAUCCACGAUGUCUUCAACAACGUCCACGCCAAAACAGAGUCACAAUAAAAACAAUAAUUCCAAUAACAAUACAACGGCCUGUAACAGUGCUCCAAGUGUCUUAAACAAAGCAACCGCCAUCACCACAUCACCCACCUCCAAGGGUGCAAUAAUUAACAUUACCCACAAUGAUAUUGAGUUAGAUGUGAAAAGUUCAUUGGAAUUGGGUGCAACAGCUUUAUUUUCCAACAGUGAUGUGGAUUUAGAUGAUGUUUGCUUGAAUGAACAUGUCCUGGACACAAAUACAUCAACUACAACUGGUUUUGUAGAAGAGGCUUUGGCACGCAGUGAACCUGAUCUGCAGAUCAGUCAAUCGUCAAGUGUUAAUACUACACCCACGUCGAGUAUUACCACAACAAAGGUGACAGCAACCCAACAAAUUCGAAGGCGUACCCAUAAACGUUCGGAAUCCGAGCCAAGUAUGCAGAGCAUAGUUGGUUCCUCAGAUUCCAGUGAAUCAUCGUCGACACAUCAGGCGUAGUUGUGAUGAUGAUAAUCACGAUGAUGAGGUUCUAUGUGUGAAAAAAGACAAGUAUUGCAUGAAUGUUGGAAAAAAGACAAACUACCUUUGUACAAGCGGUAGCCUUUGCUCAUCUUGGGACUUAGUGUUAAAUUAUAUAAAACUGUGUUUUUUUAUUCAAUACAAUGUUUCUUAUCGUAUAUUUUUGUUUACAAAAUAUAAGUUAUAUUUUUUGUUGAAA